Lactuca sativa (garden lettuce) is the source of this 4159-nucleotide messenger RNA. The record is from RefSeq and is a predicted model, not a curated record. Lineage: Eukaryota; Viridiplantae; Streptophyta; Magnoliopsida; Asterales; Asteraceae.
CACACCUUUCAUCCAAUUGCACAUAAAAUGUUUAAAGAAAUAUAUUAAAAAACGUUGCUGCGAGUAAAAUUUCUGUCUUGUAUGUUUUUCUUGCGAGUUUUUGUUACAUAAGCUCGUGAAGACUGAAGAGCACAACCCGUUGCGACAAGAUCACCAGAUGGAAUCCGUUCAAACAAUCAUCAAAACCCUUCUGAAGAAUCCAACGCAAAUCAAAUCCAAAUCUCAAGCCAAACAAAUCCAUGCUCACAUCGUGAAAAGCUUUCCUAUAUUCACCACUACUCUCCUCUCCAUUUACUCUAAACUCAACCUCUUACCCGAAUCCCUCCUUCUCUUCAACACACUCCCCUCUCCUCCCAUCCUCGCUUGGAAGUCCAUCAUCAAAUGCUACUCUUCCACUGCCUGUUUCUCAGAAUCCUUGAAUUGUUUCGUCAAAAUGCGUGCUUUGGGAAUAUACCCAGAUCACAAUGUGUUCCCUUCCGUCUUAAAAUCUUGCACCCAUUUAAUGUAUUUCAAGUUUGGGGAAUCUGUUCACGCUUGUAUUAUCCGGGUUGGACUAGAAUUCGAUAUUUUUACAGGAAACGCGUUGUUGAGCAUGUACUCUAAGCUGCAGAGGUCUAGUGCUCUACAGGUGUUCGAUGAAAGUCCUGAAAGAAUGACAAGCGAUCAAAAUGAGAGUAUAUUAGUUAGCAAUAACAACAAUAAUAAACAACUAGAUCUGCAAAUGCAAAGUGUGAGAAAAGUUUUUGAAACCAUGGAAGAUCGAGAUGUGGUUUCUUAUAACACACUCAUCUUGGGAUAUGCUCAAAGCAACAUGUACAAUGAAGCUAUGUUGAUGAUUAAAGACAUGGGUAAUGCUAACUUGAAACCUGAUGCUUUUACUUUAUCAAAUCUCCUUCCAAUUGUUGCAAAACAUAUGGAUGUUUGGAAGGGAAAAGAGAUUCAUGGGUAUGGAGUCAGACAUGGGUUUGACCAAAACGAGUUCAUCACAACUGGAUUAUCCGACAUGUAUGCAAACUGUAACAUGGUUCAAGAUUCAUAUCACUUGUUUUCAUCCCUCCCCAAAAAAGACAUUGUUUCAUGGUGCUCAAUCAUCUCAAAGCAUGUCCAAAAUGGUCUUUUUGACGAGGGUUUGAAUUUAUUCCGCCAAAUGUUAACUUCCAAUAUCAAACCUGUCCCAAUUUCAAUUUCCAGUAUUACCCCUGCUUGUGCACACUUAACCACUCUACCUUUAGGCCAACAACUCCAUGGGUACAUAAUUAGAAACCAUUUUGACAAAAACAUAUUCAUAUCCAGCUCACUUGUUCACAUGUAUGCCAAAUGUGGAAACAUCAAACUUGCUAAAAAAAUCUUUUAUCAAAUGAAUCAUCAUGAUUUGGUGUCAUGGACAUCUAUGAUCAUGGGUUGUGCUUUACAUGGCCAUGUCCAUGAUUCCAUUACUUUAUUUGAACAAAUGGAAACCGAAUUAAUUCGACCAAAUUCCGUUGCUUUUUUAGCCGUUUUAACUGCUUGUAGCCAUGGAGGAAUGGUGAAUGAAGGUUUGAAGUUUUAUGAAAAAAUGGUGAAAGAUUAUAAGUUGAUUCCUGAGUUUGAGCAUUAUGCUUGUGUGGUGGAUCUUUUGGGUAGGGCGGGGGAAUUGGAGGCGGCUUUUGGGUUUAUAAAAAGUUUGCGGGAAAAUAAAAGAGGUGGUUUGUGGUUGCCGUUGCUGGCGGCUUGUAGGGUUCAUAAAAAUGUAGAAUUGGGUGAAAAGAUUGAGGGGUAUUUAUGGAAUUUUGAUGAUGAUGAGGAAAAGGGUGCAUAUGUUUUGUUGUCGAAUAUGUAUUUUGAUGUUGGAAGGUAUGAAGAUGCGGGAAAGGUGAGAGGUAUGAUGGGGAAGAAAAUGAAUGGAAAGGAACCGGGUUGUAGUUGGAUUGGAAUUGGGAAUAAAGUUCAUGCUUUCAUUUCCGGAGAUGGAUUCCAUUCCGAUUAUGAUGGAGUAAUUGAGGCAUUGGAUAUUCUUUUACAACAUAUGGAAAAGGAAGGAUAUGUUGCAGAUAAGACUUGCAUUUGAGUCGCAUAAUGUUUUUGAAAGAAUUGGAAUAUGAAUUGAAUUCCAUGGAUGUUAGGGUGGAAUGUUGUAAUCUAUCGAUCAAAAGAUUUUGUGGAUUCCAGCGGAAUCCAAUUCCGUACUCGUUUGCAACCAAAGGAAGGAUUGGAAUGGAAUUGAAAUCGAAUUUUGGCCAAAUCCCACAAAUUAAAGCUUAAUCCUUACGCUUUUCAUUUCUACAUUUUCACUCACAAACCCGAGAAAUGAUUUUUCUAAACACUUCAUGUCCUUCAAAUCCAACUCAUAAACAUAAAGUAUAAUUAUUUAUUCAUAAAUAAUUAUUCCAUAAGUUGUACUCCAUUCAAUAACUAUUUGCCCCCAAAAUUGCCAAAUGUUAUGAUUAACACUUACUUUGAGAACUUUGAUUUGGGGAAACUUCACUUACCAAAGAUCAUCUUUUCGAGCUAUUUAACUUUAAUUAUUGCCGUUAAAAAAUGUAACUUUAAUUAUUAAAGAAAUAGCAUUUUCACAACCUUGAAUCUUCUCUCUAGCUUUUCUCUCAUUUCUCCCUCUUUAUCAUUGGUUUAUUCUUCACAUAAAAAAAUAAAAAAAUAAAAAAAUAAAAAUAUAAAAAAAAACCUUCAAAUUCCUAGCAUUUACAAAACUUAUAAACAAAUGACAACUUCAACUCUUUAACUUCUUUUCUUAAUAGUAAUAGGGUUGAAAAAUUGAAAUAUUUAUAUCAUCAUAAUUAAUCAAUACUAGCAUAUGAUUACUCACAUAUAUAUAAUAGACCAUUUUGCAAAAAUGGUCCCUGUGGUUGGCAAAAUUUUGUAGUUUUGGUCCAAAGCAAAAUGUUGGUGCAUCACUGGUCCAAUUUUAGAUAUCUUGUGUGGUUUUGAUCCAUAUGGUUGUAUUUUCUUGUGUUUUUGGUCCACAUCCCACCUAAAAUGACUAAUAUGCCCUUUAAAUAAUUAUAUUUUAAUUUCUUUUAUUUGUUUUCUUAUUCUUAUAAUAAAAUGAAAAAAACAAAAUAAGCCCACCACUCUCUCUCUCUCUCUCUCUUUCUUUCUCUCUCUCUCUCUCUCUCUCUCUCUCUCCCUCUCUCUCUCUCUCUCUCUCUCCAUAUACCAUGACACAACCUCAUCUCUCGCACUUCUCUUCUCCUCCCGUCGAGCAAACUCUACCGAACCCCUACCUGUCUGCCUUGUUCCACCGAACCAUUCUUCUGUCCACCUUCCCUUCGAGUUUCAUCGUUGGAUGCCGCCUCCAUUCUUCUUUCUUCGAGCGACCUAAGGUCGGCGAUUCUGCUGCCGAAGACGAGGAAGAAAAACCCACAAAGGGUCACCGAUCUCGAAGAAUCUGUAUAUUUGGAAGAAUUCUUAGCCCAUCAUCGCUUUACUCUCAAGGAUCCGAUUGAAGGAUGUUAUCUGGUGGUUCAGGAAAGGGGUGAAGGAAGGUGUUUGAUUGUGGGUGAUUAAGGUGGCUUGAGGAAUUUAUGAUUUUGGUUUUGCUUAGAAGAAAUCAAAGAGGGGAAACAAUGCGAUCUUGGAAGAAGGAAUAAUUCUAAUGAUGAAUCACUUUCACAAGUGUGGAAGGUUGUCAAGCACAUAAGGUGUUCGAUGAAUUGACAAAGAGAUAAAUAAAGUUAUACCAUUGAAAACGACUCACAUUUGGCUGACCCACACACUCUGUUUCUGUUUCUUCUUCUUCUUCAAAGCCUCACACAACUAUCUAUUCUUUUACUUUUGCUCCUAUAUAAUAUAUCAAAAUCUUUUUUGCUUCUCCUGCAAAUAAUGAACAACUCCAAAUUAGAACCAAAUCGAUUAGUAGGGCAGUGUUGAUGGGGAAGUUUUAUCGGGCAUGAGGAAGGAAAGAUGGGGAUAAGGGUGGGAUUGGAUGUUUAUGGUGGACAAUGGUGGCAGUCAAUGGUGAUGGUGGCGAACGGUGGUAGCAAUCGGUGGUGAUGGUGGCGGCCACUAGUGGUGAUAUGUUCUUUCUUGAGUGCGUGUGUGCGUUUUUCUUGAGAGAAAGAGGGAAAGAGAAAUAGUGGGUAGACCUUUUUUUUAAGUUAAAAAAAUAUAAAUUAAAUUAAUAUAUGUUUCAGCAAUUAAAGAAAAGGGUAAAUUACACCAA